ACAUCAUGACUUAUUUAAAGUGAUCAUAGAUUGAUUUAUGAUGAAAAGGACAAAGAGGCUUGAACCAAUGGUCUGAUUGUUCAGACAGUGAGUUUAAGUUUAAGUGGUGUUUAAACCCCAUCGUACAGACUGAAGCGUGCAUGGUUUUAAGCACAGAGUUAAGUUUUGCUCAACGUGACAACUGUAGAGUGAGAGAGCGCCGAAGAUGGCAAGGCGUUGGUGGGGUGAGGGGUUGAAAGAAGAAGCAGAUGCAGAAAAAUUGUGAAAAAGGGGGGCAUUGGCUCUUUCUGUUUGACUCAGUCUGCUAUCUACUCCGUCGUCUUUGUGUGUGUGUGUUUGAAACCCCACCUCCCCCCAGUGCUUCUCUCCUCCCCUCCCCUCACCUCCUCCUCCAGUCUCCGGCUGAGGAAUCCCAGGCAGCGUUUAAUUGCAGAGUGCAAAGGCUUUAGUUGGUCUAAUGAGCUCAGGACCGGAGCUGGGACUCUUCCGCGCACUCUCCGAGAGACAGGAAUCCUUUUCUCCUGAGGAAGCUCGCAGCGCGGCUGGAUCUUAGGUGGAGGGGAGGAGCAGGAAUUCAUGAUUUCAGAAGGCUCCCAGACCACGGGACACCACCGAUUCAUUCAGCACAUCAACACCGCGGCCCCCUGCUCCUGCCGGCACUGCGUCCGCCACGAGCAGCCGGCGCACGGCCAUCGCGGCGAGACGGGAUACCAGCCGGCACCAGCCGGACGGACGGACCGCGGGAGAGACACCCGGGCCCCCGGGGUCAAAGACGCAGCUUCGGUGGCGGCCAGAGGUGGGGGAAGCGGUCGUCGCAGCCCACAGAGGAGGCCUGUGUUCGCAGGGCCGGACCCUCGCAGCCGGGCGGACGGCGUGAGGCAGGCGGGCCCCUGGGAUUUGGACCCUGCCCAGUGGAGCUGCCCGCCGGAGCCCGGGGUGAGACACUGCCCGCCUGUCAGAGAACAAUGUGGCUGUGUGGCGCGCGGCGACACCAGGGCGCACCCCUUCCACGCCGGGAUACCGCACCCUCUCCCCCAUCUGCAGGUCAGAGGUCAGGGGUACAGGCGCCGGAGGACCGUCAGCUACGUCACAGUGGAAGAGGAGGACUGCGGAUGCAACUCCGGGGGCCAUCAUUCGGAGCCACACGAUCCCCGUCUUGGUCAGAUACGCGCGGCGAAUGGCCACUGCGGUCCGAGGGCCGGGUUCUUUGAGGGAGGGGAGGAAACGGAUAGCCAUCAGGACCGGGGCAGACUAAAGGGAGGACCAGGGGGGGGCUGCAAUGGACACGGCGGCCCUCACAAAGGUUUCUUCCCCACGGAAGUCCCACAAACACACUUGAAGCAGAGACAGAAUGGCCCCCGCGUCGUACAUCCUGGCAUAUCCAGUCCGGCGACCAACGGGGACCAUCGGAGCCGAGUUUGCGGGGAUGUGGCGAAGCAGAAGAGGAGGCAAGACUUGGUGAGGGAUAAAAUCAGACAGGUGGUGACAGAUCUGGAGGAUGUGUUGGGGGGUUUGAAGCAAGUUCACGUGGAGAUGAAAGAGGUGGUCCAGCAGAUUGAUCGCCUCACAGCCAGAAUCGACCUCAGCGAGGAGACGUCCUGCAUCACUCACGCCGGGGCCUCCGUUAACUUUCACGGCUCAGCUCCUCCAGACGACCUCACGGCGGCCCGGCGGCCCGAUCUCAAGUCCGCUCCUGUUCCGGCGAGGCAGCACGUCGACGAAGACCGCGUCAUACUAAGAACUAACUCUCCGUCGCCUGUUCACGUGGCGUCGGUCGUCAAGACGAGCCGCUUCACGCCACCCGGCAUCGCCAAGGACGCCGACCGCGAAAGGACAGGGGUCAACGGCCACGCGGCUCCCCCCCACCCCCUCAGAGGCUCCAACCACGUGGGCCAAGCCCACCCUGAGCCCCGCCCACAGAGCCUGGACCCCAAGGUCACCGUUGUUAACAGCACCUCCAGCUCAAGGACUCAGAAGCCUCCUCUGUACCCCCAAAACGGGCGCUGUGGGAAAGGCCCGCAUCUGCCCCCCAGGCCCGCGAGGACCCCUGCCUGCCCCGCGAGGGGCUGCCACAACGCCAGCAAUGUGUGA
Molecule: messenger RNA, 2091 nt
Organism: Pungitius pungitius (ninespine stickleback)
Lineage: Eukaryota; Metazoa; Chordata; Actinopteri; Perciformes; Gasterosteidae
Exons: 3
Coding region: 577-2091 (504 amino acids)
Biological process (GO): positive regulation of translation; positive regulation of cell size
Source: RefSeq, a predicted model, not a curated record